AAAAUCAUUACCAAACGACCCUUCAGUCUGUCCUUCAAUAUUUCAAAGCCUCUCGAGUUCAAAGAGGAAUCGAUUUUGAAGACUAUAGAGUUCAGAUCUGUGCUUUUCUCUAUUCGAUGUAGGGCUUUUAGAUCUGGCUGAGUUUAAUUUGGAUUUGACUGAUUUGGAUCUAGAUCUAGGGUUCUUCUACUAGGUUGAUGGCUUCAUUCAACUGAUGGAAAGAAAUGAAACUACGCUAAUCAACUUUGGCAAUCUAGAGGCAGAGGUACAACAUAUCAACUUGAUAUAGUAGUGAAACUAUAUGUAUGUUCAGAUUGUUACCAACCUACAAAUGUAGGCAUUUUCCACAAUAUUUUCUCUUUCUUGGAACCCAUCACCAAUCAUAUUCCAGCACAGCAAAUUGUGCGCAAAUUUUAUCCAAUGGCACAGAGAAAAAGUGCAAAGAGAUUGAUUUCGAGUUGCUAUUCCAGUCAUGCACCAAAACCCACCUUGCUAAGCGCCUUUAUGCCCUUCUUAUUGUGUCAGGGAAAGUUCAAAGAUUCUUCGUUUCUACUAGAGUUGUCAAUCUUUAUGCAUUCUUAGGGAUGUUACUUAUUCUCACCGCACUUUCGAUCAGAUCCCAAAAAAGGAUGCUUAUACCUGGAAUUCAAUGUUAUCCUCCUAUGUUCGCAAUAAUCGCUUCCAUGAUGCUGUCAAUUGCUUGUACAAAAUGUUAUUGAACUCUGAAGUUAGGCCUGAUUUUUAUACUUUUCCUCCUGUGUUGAAAGCUUGUGGUAAUUUAUUUGAUGGGAAGAAGAUACAUUGCUGGGUCUUUAAAUUGGGUUUUGAAUGGGAUGUCUUUGUGGCUGCUUCUUUGGUGCAUAUGUAUUGUCGCUUUGGCUAUCUCGCUGCUGCCCAUAAAAUAUUUAGUGAUAUGCCAUUCAGAGAUGGGGGUUCUUGGAACGCUAUGAUUUCUGGGUUUUGUCAAAAUGGGAAUGUUUCAGAGGCAUUGGGUGUUUUGGAUGAGAUGAGAUUCGACGGGAUGAAGAUGGAUUGUGUCACUGUUUCAACCGUUCUUCCUGCUUGUGCACAAAUGGAUGAUAUUUUGCAUGGAAUGCUGAUUCAUUUAUAUGUCAUAAAGCAUGGGUUGGAGUUUGAUGUGUUUGUGUCCAAUGCAUUGAUUAACAUGUAUGCCAAAUUUGGAAACAUCCGGCAAGCACAGAAGGUUUUUGAUCAGAUGUUCGUUAGAGAUUUGGUGUCAUGGAACUCAAUAAUUGCUGCAUAUGAGCAGAAUGCUCAUCCUGACACUGCACUUGAGUUCUUUGGUGAGAUGCAGUCAAAUGGAAUUCAGCCUGAUGUGUUGACACUAGUGAGCUUGGCUUCCAGUGUUGCUCAGUCUGGGGAUUGCCGAAGUGGCAGGUCUGUUCAUGGUUUCGUCACGAGGAGAUGUUGGAUUUUGGAAGAUGUUGUUAUUGGAAAUGCUGUCUUGGACAUGUAUGCAAAGUUGGGUAUUAUUGAUUCAGCAUAUAGAGUUUUUGAAGAAAUUUCUUUAAAGGAUGUGGUUUCAUGGAACACGAUGAUUACAGGUUAUGGUCAAAAUGGUCUUGCAAGUGAGGCUAUUGAAGUAUUCUGCAUGAUGGAAGUGUGCGAGGAUGUAACGCCAAACCAAGGGACUUGGGUAAGCAUUUUACCAGCUUACUCUCACCUAGGAGCCUUGAAAUUGGGUAUGAGAACUCACGGGCGUAUUUUAAAAGCCAGUCUUCACUUGGAUAUCUAUGUCAGUACUUGCCUCAUUGACCUGUAUGGAAAAUGUGGGAGAUUAGACGAUGCAAUGUCCUUGUUCUAUGAAGUACCCAGGAUGAGUUCAGUUCCGUGGAACGCCAUAAUAUCGUGUCAUGGGAUUCACGGACACGGUGAGACUUCUUUGCAGCUAUUUCAAGCUAUGCAGGACGAGGGGGUGAAGCCUGAUCAUGUAACUUUUGUAUCCUUAUUGUCAGCUUGUAGCCAUUCGGGCUUAGUUGAUCAGGGUCAGUGGUGCUUUCGUGUGAUGCAGGAAGAGUAUGGAAUCAAACCUAGUUUGAAGCAUUAUGGCUGCAUGGUAGACCUGCUUGGUAGAGCUGGAUACCUAGAAAAGGCAUAUAGUUUUGUCAAGAAUAUACCUUUACGGCCUGAUGCUUCGGUUUGGGGUGCUCUUCUCGGAGCUUGUCGAAUCCAUGGAGAUGUUGAGCUGGGAAAAUUCGCUUCAGAACGCUUGUUUGAAGUUGAUUCGGAAAAUGUUGGGUACUAUGUUUUACUAUCGAAUAUAUAUGCAAAUGUCGGAAAGUGGGAAGGUGCGGACGAAGUGAGAUCAUUAGCUAGAGACCGUGGAUUGAAGAAGACACCAGGGUGGAGCUCAAUUGAACUGAACAACAGGAUUGAAGUCUUUUAUACCGGGAACCAAUCCCAUCCACAUUGUGAGGAGAUCUACAAGGAGUUGGAGAUUUUGACGGCUAAGAUUAAGACCGUUGGUUAUAUUCCGGACUGUAGCUUUGUGCUGCAGGAUGUCGAGGAGGAUGAAAAAGAGUAUAUCCUUAGGAGUCAUAGUGAGAGAUUGGCUAUCACAUAUGGAAUUAUCAGCACCCCUCCUAAGAGUCCAAUUCGGAUAUUCAAGAACUUGCGCGUUUGUGGGGAUUGCCACAAUGUGACUAAAUUCAUAUCAAAGAUUACAGAGAGGGAGAUUAUUGUGAGGGAUUCGAACCGCUUCCAUCACUUCAAGGAUGGCGUUUGUUCUUGUGGGGAUUAUUGGUGACAUGGAAUAUUGAUAUUAUCAUUCAUAAAAUUGAGAGUUUGGAUCACUAGCUUUGUCUUUCAACCAUUCAAGGUGAGAGCAUCAACCAUGAAGAGAACUGAACUCUGAUUUGUUAUGCUCAGCUUGCACAAGAACAUGUACACUUAUAUAUGAGCUACUUUCACAAAUCCUAAUCCCAUCAGUUUUGUAUCACUUUUUUUGUUACUUUUCUUUUAACCAUUCUAUUUUGAACAUCAAAUUAGAAGACUGAACUGUAAUUUGAAUCCAGUUAGCAUUGAACUUUUAUGCUUUGUUCGUUUCGGCAGAAAACAUUUUCUAACGGUAAACUUGUCCUGACUUCCAA
Camellia sinensis is the source of this 3110-nucleotide messenger RNA. NCBI's taxonomy places the organism in Eukaryota, Viridiplantae, Streptophyta, Magnoliopsida, Ericales, Theaceae. The record is from RefSeq and is a predicted model, not a curated record.